AUGAAACGUAAUCGAUUUGUCUCAUCAUCACGUCGAAAAGCCCGCAAACGUUAUUUUACUGCACCAUCACAUAUUCGUCGUCGUUUAAUGAGUGCGCCAUUAAAUAAAGAAUUACGACGACGAUACAACGUUCGCAGUCUACCUCUUCGUAAAGAUGAUGAAGUGGCGAUUACACGUGGUCAUUUCAAAGGUCAACCAUCAGGUAAAGUAACACAGGUAUACCGAAAGAAGUUUGUUGUUCACAUCGAACGAAUUACACGUGAAAAAGCCAAUGGUAAUACUGUUCAUAUUGGUAUUCAUCCAUCAAAGGUUCAAAUAACCAAAUUGAAAUUAGAUCGUGACCGUAAACGUAUUUUGGAUCGUCGUUCAAAAUCGAAAUUGGCUGCCAAAGGCAAACAUACUGAAGAAAGUAUUCAACAAACAACAACACCAAUGGAAACAACAUCUUAA
Molecule: messenger RNA, 450 nt
Organism: Rotaria socialis
Lineage: Eukaryota; Metazoa; Rotifera; Eurotatoria; Philodinida; Philodinidae
Source: the annotation of a GenBank genome assembly